AAAAUGAGGAGAAGCUCUCCAUUCGCUUGGUGCCCAGCACGGGUGAUGCGGAAAUCUUUGGCUCCUCAUUGAUCUCCAGCACCUCGUCGGAUCGGUGGUACAACUUUGGGGAAGAAGCAAAAGCUGCGAUUUGUUCCUGGAGCGGCUGCGAGCUGGAGUUGGCGGGAUCUGCAAGUGUAGAAUACCUAGCAGACAGCUUGAGUCCCACUUUUGGUGCCUAUACGAAUUUGCACCUCUACUUGGAGCAAGAACGACUCAAAGCUAGGAACGAGUUGAGAAAUGCAUCCAGAGAGACGUUGGAGGACAUCAAAGAUAGAGCUCUCAGGGCUGCUAACCCGACAAUACCGCUAGAGGUGGACUCCAAAGACAACACGGGCGUAGCAGAGCUGCUGACUGGUGGUGAGAAAUCUGGACAAGCGAUCUAUGAGAAUGUAGGACAAGGACCGAGGGUGUUGGUCGUAGGACCUGAAUCGGCUGGCAAAACUUCUCUUGUCAGAUUGCUCGCCAAUUACGCCCUCAAAAGCCCAGCAGUCUGCGAGAUUCCACACAUGAAAGCUCAGGAGGACAACGAGAACAAGAGAGAUGGGGAAGCAGAGAGUGCACUGACAGGUUGGUGGCCCGUGAUUGCUAACCUCGAUCCUAGCGCUGUGAGUGCCCAAUGAGCUGCCAACGCGGGCGUCGCAACUUUCACCUUGCUCGUGAAGAGAGUGACGGCGGAUAUUCGCUAACAUGGUGAGCUCUGGUGCGACAACCUAUACCCAAGGGAGCUCCGACCCUACCGUGCACCUUUUCUCUCCUUCCUCUCUCACCUUCCCCCAGCGUCUCCCUUACAACCGCUUCGCCCGCCUACCCGUUCGGUUUAACCCUUCCCACAACAGGUCUUUUCACCACCACAUCCCUCAAUCCCGUCUCCUCCAUUCCAGCUCAAUCUCUCUGGCUAGGCAAGGAAGACGUCAGAACCAACGAGGUGCACUCCAAAAGAGUCGUGGACUGGUUGGGAGCUGCUCUGGAAAGACGUUUGGCUAGGGAUUUCAGAGCCAGAUGUAGUGGAGUCAUUGUGGAUAGCAUGGGCGUCAAUUCCAAAGAUGCCAGAAAAGGCUACUCCUUCUUGAAACAUGUGGUCAGAACGCUACAUAGUGAGUAAGUUGGCUCGAGGUAUCAACACCUUGCUGCGAACCUGCACGAAGCGGGACAUGGACGUUUGGAGGACAAGUUGUGAGCACUGUUGACCUCAGCUUCGGUGGUGCUUUCUUUCGCUUUCUCGUUGCAGUCGACACGAUCAUCGUCCUGGGCCACGAGAAGCUGCAUAUCGAAUUGACGCGCCUCUUCGCAACCUCAAGUGCUCCUCCUGGUGGUGAAGCAUCCGGAGGCUCGAACGCAAGCUCAUCCACCCACAAACCUAUCCAAGUGAUCAAAUUGCCCAAAUCAGGCGGAGUGAGUGAAAUGAUUUCUCAUCACGCGUCUUUGCACGCUUCGUGUACGCUUGUUGAUCUCGAAAGGAGUUGCUGUAUCACCAUAUAGGUCGUCGAGCUGGACGAGACGUACAAAGCUCGAUUACGCAACUUGCAAAUCCGCAAUUACUUUUAUGGAGGAAGCGUCGACAAGAAGAGCACAUCGGCCAAAACGGGCGCCGAUCAUGUCGCCUCGUCUCUGGCACCGGCUGUCGUUGACGAUCGGAUGCAGGAAGCUACCAAUAAUGACGGAGCGCCGACGGAUGGGACACCGUUAGGAGGUUUGCCACCUCUUAAUCCCCUGACUACUUCUAUCCCUUUCGAUCUGCUGGAAAUCUAUAGAGUGGGACAGGGUGAGUUCUGGUGCUUUCAUUUUCAUCAUUGGGCUGCUGCUGCACCCCUUCGCAGGCUCUCUUGCUGAAAAUCCGGACAUUCAAUUCAGAAUCCAUGGCACCCACAUCCGCUCUACCGAUAGGAAUGGGUCGAACAGUGACAGAGACGCAACUGCUGAAACUUGAUAUAGUGAACAGUCUAGCAGACCAGAACAGCAUCUUGCACAACGUAUUGGCGCUCGUUGAGCCCCCUCAUGGAGGAGGAGGACCGGGUCAGCCUGAUUCUCAGACUGUGCCUCCUCCAGAAGACGACGCCAUCAUUGGAGCCAACGUGCUGGGGUUCCUUCACGUGUGAGUGCUGCAUCUUGAACGCCAACACCUCGGCACGACAAGGGCGCACACUUUUCUGAUGGAUGAAUCUCUCGACCCGCUAUGCUGUAGCGUCGGCAUCGACACGCAGAGAAAAAAGCUGAACAUUCUUUCGCCAAAUCCGACAAAGAGGUUGCCAAGCAAGACUGCCUUGUUAGGAGUGAGUGGAAUCCGGAAGCGAGACUGGCGAUGAAUGCCUUUCAUUUUUGCUGAUUGACUCGGACCUCUUUCAAUCGCUUUCCCGGCAGACUCUCGAUUGGCAAGACGCUUAGCAAGAGAUGAACAUUUCCUUCUUUGUGCAUGACCGAGAUGUUCGCCCCGUCGUUUCUUUGCGAGAUGGCGAAUCGUGUGAUCGCUUUAAGCUACAAAAGGGGAGGGGCAGACACGAGUUGUUGUAUCGUCACGCUCAAGGCUUUCUUGCUUGUGACCUGUGACGAUACAAUGACCACAGACAGCGUGACUGAUUCGCAUGCCGAGAUUUACGAUUGCAGAUUCGCAAGCUUCUUCCAUCAUCGUGUAUGCGGAAGGAAGAAUGCAUUUCUGAUUUCUCAGCCAAACGGCAGUCAAAAGUGUAGGGCAUGCAUAAAGGCACACGCACACAUUAUCCCGUUCACGUUCACCCGGCUUUCAGACUUGUGGUGCUUGAAGGCAUGUGUGGCCCCUGUACGAUGCGUAUGCAUGGAGUCAAGAGUUUCGAGUGCGACUCGUGACUGCCAUCGCCGGCCGAAGGGCGACUACGGCAAAGUAGCCAUUCAGCAAGCAGCCAACCUUUCGUGCACCAAAGGAAAGGAAAGUGGGGCGCUACUUUGGCAAACACUUUGGACGUCCUCACACACACCCACUCGCACGGCAUUCGCUCUGAUGAGUGUUGCAUAUGUAGGUACGUCUCGGCUUUGUGAGUGGUAGUUUGCCGUAUCGGCGGUUUCGUCGCUUGCUACCACCUUCAACUUCGUCCGGCCUGAGAUGAAGCUAUGGGUGCGGACCGCAAUUCCGGACGAAUGGGAUGCAGUGAAGCUCCCCCCGACUCAGAGCCAAGAGUUGAUCUGGCGUGAUCACCGAAUGCAGCGUCUUUGCAAGGCGCAUUUCAACAAAAUCCCUGAACACGGCAGGCUUUUCAAUGUUCAAAUCUCAAAAUGUCAGGUGAUCAAGGCAUGGA
Molecule: messenger RNA, 3308 nt
Organism: Ceraceosorus bombacis
Lineage: Eukaryota; Fungi; Basidiomycota; Exobasidiomycetes; Ceraceosorales; Ceraceosoraceae
Source: the annotation of a GenBank genome assembly